CGAAAACUCCACAACACCUCUAAAAGAACAUUUCGCGAAGAUGAUUAAAUAGUUUAGAGCCGAUGCUAAAAACUCCAAAUUACGAGAUAGCCUUCAUGCUAUUCGUGGCUGGAGUGACGUUCUGCUGUUACCUCCCCGCCAACAUCACCGCCUUCCUCAUCGUCGUCUCCGGGUACGUUGAGGCUCAAAUGCUGGCACUAACAGAAGAACUAUUACAUCUAUGGGAAGACGCUGAAAAACAUUACGAUGAUGCGAUAUCUAAUUCAAUUACUGAUAGAAACGAAGACAAGAAUGCUGUUAAAACCAAAAUAAUUAACGACUAUCUCGAAAAUAAUCUUACCUAACCUAACCUAACCUAAUUAUUUGAAAUUGAAACGGUGUUCAGGGUUGCUAUAGUACUGGAAUUCUUACUUCUAGUGAUAGCUCUUAUAGCAGAACUGUUGGGUGGGUUGGAGAACACUUGGAUAGAGCUCCCAUUCGCUUUGAUGCAAGUCGGUAUGGAUUGCUUCACGGGCCAGCGGUUGAUGGAUGCCAGCAUCAAGUUCGAAAAAGCAGUGUACGACUGCAAAUGGGAGAAUUUCAAUAUAAAGAAUAUGAAGACUAUACUGAUAAUGCUACAGAACUCGCAGAAGACGAUGCAGCUGUCGGCCGGCGGCGUCAUCGUGCUGAACCUCAGCUGCUUGAUGCACGUCAUCAGGUCUAUAUAUUCAGCGUACACGACGCUAAGAACUACAAUGAGUUAAUUUCAAAAGAAAUAAAAGUAA
This is a messenger RNA of Trichoplusia ni (cabbage looper), 764 nucleotides long. RefSeq lists its product as uncharacterized. The record is from RefSeq and is a predicted model, not a curated record. Gene Ontology annotation, molecular function: olfactory receptor activity; odorant binding. Gene Ontology annotation, biological process: sensory perception of smell; detection of chemical stimulus involved in sensory perception of smell. NCBI's taxonomy places the organism in Eukaryota, Metazoa, Arthropoda, Insecta, Lepidoptera, Noctuidae. The transcript is spliced from 2 exons. Gene Ontology annotation, cellular component: plasma membrane.